This is a messenger RNA of Trichomycterus rosablanca, 720 nucleotides long. Its product is annotated as balbiani ring protein 6-like. The transcript has a single exon. The record is from RefSeq and is a predicted model, not a curated record. NCBI's taxonomy places the organism in Eukaryota, Metazoa, Chordata, Actinopteri, Siluriformes, Trichomycteridae. Bases 1 to 720 code for a protein of 239 amino acids.
AUGUUUCAGUGCAGAACUAGAACAGGAGAGAAUAAUCAGAACAGGGUGAGAAGAACCAGAACAGGACCAGAAGAACCAGAACCAGACCGGGACCAGAAGAACCAGAACAGGACGAGAAGAACCAGAACAGGACGAGAAGAACCAGAACCAGAACGGGACCAAAAGAACCAGAACAGAACCAGAAUGGGACCAGAAGAACCAGAACAGGGCGAGAAGAACCAGAACAGGACGAGAAGAACCAGAACAGGACGAGAAGAACCAGAACCAGAACGGGACCAAAAGAACCAGAACAGAACCAGAAUGGGACCAGAAGAAUCAGAACAGGACGAGAAGAACCAGAACAGGACGAGAAGAACCAGAACAGGACGAGAAGAACCAGAACAGGACAACAAGAACCAGAACAGGGUGAGAAGAACCAGAACCAGAACGGGACCAAAAGAACCAGAACAGAACCAGAAUGGGACCAGAAGAACCAGAACAGGGCGAGAAGACCAAGAACAGGGCCAGAAGAACCAGAACAGUGCCAGAGGAACCAGAACAGGACGAGAAAAACCAGAACCAGAAUGGGACCAGAAGAACCAGAACAGGAUGAGAAGAACCAGAACAGGACAAGAAGAACCAGAACAGGAUGAGAAGAACCAGAACAAGACGAGAAGAGCCAGAACCAGAACGGGACCAGAAGAACCAGAACAGGACGAGAAGAACCAGUUCCAAAAAUGA